AUGGCGCGCCUAACCUGUUCAGGCUUGGUUGACUGUGGUUUUCUGAGUUCUCUAGAUGACAUACUGCCGUCCAGUGAUGAAUACCCAGAUUUGCAGAAGCGUCCAAUUGAUGGACUGAAUAAGAUUGGCAACUUUAUGCUUGGAGCUGCCCAGUGGAUUAUGUGGUCAGAUGAAUGUCACUAUGUCUACCAGCAAUGUACAAAGGUGGAAAGCGUGUCAGGGUUACGCCAAAUGUGGAGUAUGGAGCGCUGGAGGGAGUGGAAGCGUCAGUUUGCCUUUGUGGCUGGUGAUGAGCGAUUUGCCCAGAAAUACCGGGAGGUGGCUGAACGAUCACAUCGUCAAAUGCUUAUCUGUGAGGGUGAGGACACGGCUGAGUAA
Molecule: messenger RNA, 378 nt
Organism: Aspergillus chevalieri
Lineage: Eukaryota; Fungi; Ascomycota; Eurotiomycetes; Eurotiales; Aspergillaceae
Exons: 1
Coding region: 1-378 (125 amino acids)
Source: RefSeq, a predicted model, not a curated record